AAUAGAUAUACACAAAGACAACUUUAUGAUGUAGUUUCAAAUGUCGAUGAUUAUCAUCUUUUUAUUCCGUUUUGUACAAAUUCUGAAGUUUUAAAAACACAAUACGUUGACCGAAAAACAAAAAUUCUAACCGCUGCUUUAUGUGUGGGUUUUCAAGGGUUUUCAGAAACAUAUGUUUCUGAAGCAAUUGCUUCUUCUGAUGCUCUUUUUAAGCAUCUGACAACGACUUGGAGAUUUACUCCAUAUGAGGAGUUCCCAUUAACUCAUUGCAAUCUAGAUUUUGCCUUAGAAUUUGAAUUCGCUUCGUCCUUACAUGCUCAAGUCGCUAAUGUAUUUUUUGACCAAGUUAAUGAUUUAAUAGUAACUGCUUUUGAAGAAAGGUGUAGUCAGAUUUACGGUCCACCUAUAAGUUUACAGUCUAGCGACGACGAAUAA
Molecule: messenger RNA, 435 nt
Organism: Racocetra fulgida
Lineage: Eukaryota; Fungi; Glomeromycota; Glomeromycetes; Diversisporales; Gigasporaceae
Source: the annotation of a GenBank genome assembly